CACGCACGAGAGAACAAAACACAGCUGGAGUGCGUUUUUAAAUUAACAAACGUAAAAAACCAUAGAUCCCGAUCGGGAUAUUAGAAAAGCCGUAUAUCCCGAUCGGGCUAUAGAAUUAUAGCCCGAUUGGGAUAUAAUUCUAUAGCCCAAUCGGGAUAUAUAUCCUGAUCGGGAUAUAUAGCCCGAUCGGGAUAUGCUUCUACACUGUCAGAUUCUACCUAGCAUUUUCUUUUCAAUACUGGACUACGAUCUCUCCUUCUUCCACUCCUUUCUCUUCUUCUGCUUUUAAACUAUUUUUCUUUUCUUUCUUUAUCUGUUUGUGUAUUCUACCACUAUCUUUUUUUAACCAUCGUUGGUCUCCAUUGAUGACUGAUUCUUGUUUUAUUGUUGUACGAUUUGUUGGCAAUAGAAUAUACACUUUCUAACUUUUUUCGUUUGAAAAUGUUUGACUCAUUGUCGAAAAUUACACUCUCUUCGAAUUUGAUUUCUUUUUACAUGCAGCAGCAUGUUUAGCUAUCUCUGACAAUUCAACUUUUUCUUUGGCUACGUAAUUUUUAUGCUGUUUAACUCUCCUGUCGAAACACUCACUUUCACCUACAUACACUGAGCUACAUUCGUAGUAAAUGCCAUAAAUAGCAUUUUUGCAUCCUAUACAAUUUUUUGAUUCCUUUUUAAGUUGGUUGCAUGCUACCAUUCUAGUUUUAUUCAAGAUAUCUCCCAUAUUCUUUGAGUGUUUUGUAAAUGUUCGAACAUUUUCUUUCCUCAAAUUUUGUUUAAGCUUUUCUGUCAUGCCUUUCAAGUGUGGUAUAACUACAGUGGAUGUAUAUAUCCCGUUAUCCUUGUUCUUACUGUUGUGGUUUUUCCUAAUGUUUCUAACUUUAUUCUUUAUAGUUUUUGUGGUAGAGUUAGGAUAACUACUAUUUAGCAAUAAUUGACAAAGAGCUGUGAUGUCUGAUUUGUUAGUUUUCCAAUAAAAUCAGUCCAAUGAAAUAACAGAGUUAAAGAAAAGUGCUUUUUCGUAUUCAGCACACUUGAUAAUCACGAAAAUUUUCUACUUUUAGCGAGAGGUACCGCCAAAAAGUUAAGAAAAAUUUUCAAAAUUGUAUAAUUUUGCCAUGGAGAUUUUUCUGCGUCACUUUGUUUGAAAAUUUUUCUUAACUUUUUGGCGGUAUCCCUCGCUAAAAAUAGAAAAUUUUCCAGGUUAUCAAGUGUGCUGAAUACGAAAAAGCACUUUCCUUUAACUCUAAAGAAACUUUAAUUUUUUUUUAUCGGUGAUAUGAAGACGUUUAUAGGCGGAGAGUCAUCCUUUCCGCUUGAAGAAUAGAUAUCUCUUGCUGCUGGACACUAGUUUACCGCCUCUGUUAUUUGCACAUAUUUAUAAUAAAGAAGCCCGGCACUGCCAUAAAUUAGUCCAUAUUUUACAUGGUUUUUGUCCCAUUGAAAUAAUUCAAAAUAUAGAACAUUCUGUAACAUUUUAUAGCUAGUUUGUAUUGGUCAAGUUGACAGUGAAUAUCACCCAAAGCAGUGUAUGAAUAUGAAACAUCGUUAAGAAACUUGGCUGACGCACUGAGUUCAGCAUUGAUUGUCUUUUUAGCAUAUUCAUAUGCUUUAUCUAAUUCUCCAACCAUGAUAUAAAAUAGUCGCAUUUGAGCAUAAAUGAAGGGAAAAAUGUUUUUUGUGCACGGUUACAGAAAGGUACACGGCAAAAAGACAGAAAUGUGCACGGAGACGUUUUUGUGCACAGUUUUUCAAGGAGUAAAAGAUAUUUUGUCGUUUUCUCACCCUAAACAAAUAGGAUGAACUACGAACAGACGUCUCGUUUAAUACGAACGAGACUUAUUGACUGAAAUGUUCGAUAAAUCUUAAAAAUUGGUGUAGAGUGAAUUUAAGAAUUAUUGUGUGUUUAUGUAAACAAAACCUUAAACUAUAUGUUUGUAAACAUGCAGUAGGAUUUAUGAUUCACCUUAAUCUUUAUGUUAUAGCUGAUCCAGCUAAAUUACAAGUGUUAGGAAAACGGCGUGGACGUCCAAAAAAGGCAGGAAAAGCAUUAAGUCGAUCAUAA
This is a messenger RNA of Didymodactylos carnosus, 2062 nucleotides long. The record is from the annotation of a GenBank genome assembly. Lineage: Eukaryota; Metazoa; Rotifera; Eurotatoria; Philodinida; Philodinidae.